Adineta ricciae is the source of this 438-nucleotide messenger RNA. NCBI's taxonomy places the organism in Eukaryota, Metazoa, Rotifera, Eurotatoria, Adinetida, Adinetidae. The record is from the annotation of a GenBank genome assembly.
AUGACAACGACAAACGCUGCUGAUCAGCAAAAGAAGUGUCGAGAAGAUGCUGACGCCGUGGAGAAUUUUUCCAAACGAUACUAUGACAUAUUUGAUACUCAGCGACAUAACAUUCACAAGUUUUAUCAAGCACAAGCUAAAUUAAUUUGGAAUGGAACGCCACAUGAUGGACGAGAUGUCAUUGCCAAACAUCUUGUAGCAUUACCUUCUACACGUCAUCACAUUUAUGCGUUAGAUUUCUUUCCCAUGAAAGAUUUAUUUCCUAAUGAAGAAACAACGUAUCAAGUGUUUGUCAGUGGUGCAGUCACAUAUGGUGCAGCAGAUAAUCCAUCAGGUCCAAAAGAAAAACGACUUUUCUCUCAUAUAUUUGUGUUAACAGUCGAUGUUGCUUCGUCUGUAUGGGUGAUUGCGAAUGAAUGUUUUCGUUUCCAUGAAUAA